This is a messenger RNA of Emiliania huxleyi CCMP1516, 996 nucleotides long. RefSeq lists its product as hypothetical. NCBI's taxonomy places the organism in Eukaryota, Haptophyta, Isochrysidales, Noelaerhabdaceae. The record is from RefSeq and is a predicted model, not a curated record. The coding region runs from base 1 to 996 and encodes 331 amino acids. The transcript is spliced from 5 exons.
AUGGCGUCUGUGGAGGCCGAGGCCGUGUGCGGCGGAGGGGCGGAGGCCGUGUGCGGCGGAGGGGCGGAGGCCGUGUGCAGCGGAGGGGCGGAGGGCGUGGGCUCCAAGCGCUCGCGCGAGGAGGCCGCGCUCCUGUGCGUGAUCUGCCUCGAGGAGAAGGACGAGGAUGGCCGGCUGCCGGUGCUCGCCUGCGCGGAGGGCCACGCCAUGCACGCGUCCUGCCUGAGCGCGUACGUGUCGACCAAGGCGGUAGAGCUUCAGGGCGUCUCGUACAUUGCCGCAAAGGCGGACACGGCCAGCGUCUCGGGGGACGCCGCCGCUCUCGACGCGCUCGCCGGCGCGUGCUGCUGCCCGCUCCGCGGGUACGGGUGCAGCGCCGAGGCCUUCUCGGACCGCGACAUUGCGCAGCACGCGAGCGAGGGCGCCUUCAGCGCGUACCUGGAGGGCAAGACGCUGCUGCCGAUCGCGCGCAAGGUGGAGAAGGUGCUGGCCGAGGGGUCCGAGCUGGCGCUCCUCGUGCCGAACGGGCGGAUGUGCGGCCGGUGCUCGUACGGGCCCGUCGAGCUCGAGGCGUGCAACGACCUCCUCGCCCACCACGGCGAGCGGCGGCCCGGCUCCUCCGCGCCGGUCAACAACGCGUGCCCGCAGUGCGGCUGGUUUGCGCCGUCCAUCGAGAUGUGGCCCCGCUGGGUGCCGACCGCCACGGCCGCGGGAGAGGCGCACUGGGCGGAGCUGCACGCCACCGAGGACGAGGUGACCGCCGCCGAGCGGCGCGCGAGGCGGAGGCGGCGCGCAGGCGGGCGGAGCAGCGAGCAGAACGCGGACGCGCUCGCCGACUUCCGCGCCGCCGUCGACGAGCGGCGGGAGCGGCGGCAGCAGAUGAUCCGGCUGAUGCACCGAAUCGAGCUGGCGUGCGCGGCCGCGGCGAGGACGCGCUCGCCGCCUCGUGCGGGCGAACGGUGGACCCCACUCUUUGGUCUCCCAUCGCCGCUGUGA